AUGUCGAUCGACAAGACUUGGAUUAAUAAUUCAAAUAAAUUUUCUGAUGAGUAUGUUGCUGGAGCGUUUGCAUUUGUUGAGAGAGCUCAGCAAUUUGUGGAUACAAGGGGACUAGUGAAGUGUCCUUGUAACAAGUGUAUUAAUAUCGAAUUGCAAACGAUUGGUGUGCUAGAAAGUCAUCUUUUUGAGAAUGGUUUUCUACGAAGUUAUACAAAUUGGUACUGGCAUGGAGAGGAGGAAAUAAUACCGACCAAUAGAGUAGUCCACCAAUGUCACGAGGACGAGAUGAUGGAUGUUCUUAAUGAUAUAGCACAACCUAACAAUUGUGAAGAUGAUGAGAAUGAGGUUGAUGAUGAGAUACCACCAGCAUCAGAAUGCAGAGGUACUAGCCAAUACUAUAAUGACUUAUUUGCCGAGAUGGAGUCUCCGUUAUUCCCAGGGUGUGAAAAAUACACAUCUUUGAAUUUCGUAGCUAAGUUGAUGCAUUUCAAAGUGUUGGGGAAAAUUCCUAACAAAAUUUUUGAUGGAAUCUUGGAGUUGUUAGAAGAUGCAUUCCCAUCUCCAAAUAAGAUACCAAAGUCACAUUAUGCGGCGAAGAGGUUGAUGAGGAAAUUGGGUUUGGGUUACGAGUCAAUCCAUGUUUGUAAGCAUGAUUGUGCAUUGUUUUGGAAGGAAAAUGCUGGAAAACACAAGUGUCCAAUUUGUGGGGAGGAUCGUUGGGUGGAUAAAAAUACCAAGGGGAAGAAAGUGCCCCAAAAAGUUAUGCGUUAUUUUCCAUUGACCCCUCAGUUGAUGCGAAAAUAUGCGUCAAGGCACAUUUCUCAACAUAUGAGAUGGCAUCAUGAAGGGCGUGUUAAAGAAGAUGGUAUCAUGCGUCAUCCUGCAGAUGGGAAAGCAUGGAAGGAUUUUGACCGUAGCAAUCUAGCGUUUGCAAUGGAACCUAGGAAUGUGCGCCUUGGAUUGGCUGCUGAUGGAUUCAAUCCUUUUGGAAAUAUGAGUUUGUCUUAUAGCAUGUGGCCGGUUGUGUUAAUGACUUACAACUUGCCACCGUGGUUAUGCAUGAAAGAGACUAACUUUAUGUUGACUUUAUUAAUUCCUGGUCCACAUUCACCUGGAAAAGAUUUUGAUGUUUUCUUAAGGCCAUUGGUUGAUGAGUUGAAGGAAUUAUGGGUGAGCGGUGUUCAGACUCGGGAUAUUGUUGAUGGUAGUUUUUUUAAGCUUCGAGCAGCUUUAUUGUGGACUAUAAAUGAUUUUCCAGCGAGGAGUAGUUUUUCUGGAUGGAGUGGUCAAGGUUACACUGCUUGUCCUACUUGCAAUGUAUCAACACCAUCAGUUCGUUUGCAAAAUAAGGUUGCAUUUUACGGUCACAGAAAUUUUUUACCAAUGGGACACCAAAUUAGAAAAAAGAAGAAGUUAUAUGGUUCAGUUGAGAAAAGACCACCUCCAGAGGAAUUUAGCACUGAAGCUAUUUUCACACAAAUGAAUUUUAUGCCUGAAUCUCUUCCUGGUAAGCAUGUUAGCUACGGUGGACAAAAAAGGAAACGCACAAAAGAGCAAGUUGGUUGGCGUAAAAAAAGCAUUUUCUUUGAGCUCCCAUAUUGGGCCAAUAUGAAGUUGCGACAUAACCUAGACGUCAUGCAUGUUGAGAAAAAUGUAUGCGACAGCUUAGUUGGCACAAUAGUCGGGUUGGAAAAUAAGACCAAAGAUACAAUUAGCGCUAGAGUAUAUUUGGAGAAGAUGAAGAUAAGGCCAGAAUUGCAUCUGAGAAUGGUAAAUGGUCGAAUGGAAAAGCCGGCAGCGAAAUACACAUUUAUUCCUGAAAAUCGGCAUAAGUUUUGUCGGUUUUUGAAAUCAGUCAAAUUUCCAGAUGGGUUUGCAUCUAAUUUAAGGAAGAAUGUGAUUGAAAAUGACAAUAAGAUUACUGGGUUGAAAUCCCACGAUUGUCAUGUCAUAUUGCAACGUCUUUUGCCAAUUGGUGUUCAUUCAUUCCUAGAAAAACCUAUUGCCAAGACCAUUAUUGACUUGUGCACUUUCUUCAAGAUUAUUUGUGCUAGAACUCUGAUUGUUUCUGAUUUGGAGAAAGUGAAAACAUCAAUUGUUGAAAUUCUUUGCGGACUAGAAAUCAUUUUUCCGCCAGCGUUUUUUGAUGUUAUGGUUCACCUAAUGAUACAUUUGCCUCAAGAAGCAAUAGAUGGAGGUCCAGUACACAUGAGGUGGAUGUAUCCCUUUGAGAGAUACAUGAAAAAAUUGAAACAUUAUGUGCGUAAUAAAGCUCGUCCUGAGGGGUCCAUAGCUGAGGGUUAUGUCGUCGAUGAAGCAUUGACAUUCUGUUCUAUGUACUUCAAAGGGGUGGAAACAAGGUUUAAUCGUCCAGAUAGAAAUGUUGAUGCAAUUCCAUCACUAAAGAAGUUGUCUGUGUUUCAAUCUCAAGGUUGUCCGAUCGGUAAGAAGACACUAACAACUUUGGACGAUGAACUUAAAAAAACUGCUGAGUGGUACAUUCUCAACAAUUGCAUUGAGAUUCUCCCAUAUAUUCAAGAGCACAAGCAGAUCCUUUUAUCUAGUGGUGCUGAAAACCUAGAUCAAUUACAGAAAAAGGAGUUCCCCAUGUGGUUUUACAAUAAGCUUUACAAUCUUCGACAAGCAGGAUCUGCAGAAGCUUCUGAAGAGUUAUUCUCCUUAGCAAACGGCUCCUCUAAUCUUGUUUCUUCAUACACUGGGUGUAUUGUCAAUGGAGUUCGAUUUUUGUGUUAUGAUAGAGAUAAAAAUUUGAAAACUCAAAACAGUGGUGUCUUAGUACCCGGAGUAGACAACAAAAAUUUCUACGGGCAAUUAGAAGAGGUUAUAGUGAUGUCAUACCUUGCUGGUUGUUCUGUUGUAUUAUUUAAGUGUAAAUGGUUUGAUACAGAUCCUACCAAGAGUAGGAUGAAGCAUGAAAAUAAUAUAACCAGUAUAUUUACUAAGUUCGAGUGGUACAAAAAUGACAAGUUUAUCUUGGCAACUCAGGCAAAACAAAUUUUCUAUCUUGAUGAUUUGAAAAAUGACCGGGAUUGGAAAAUUGUUGAAGAAGUUCAUCAUAGAAAUGUGUGGGACACCCCAGCAGCUUAUGAACAGUUGGAUCCCAUUGAAAUAGAUGUUAUGCAUGACACAAUAACAUCUGAUUUCCAAUUGUUUGUCGAUCUUGGUCCGUUGCCAGAAAUCAAUUUUUGCCGUAGAGAUCAAUCGCCAUAUGUUGUCAAUGUAGAUACUCCUGUUGAUCAAGAGGAAGGUGAAGAGGAAGAGGAAGAGGAAAUGGUCGAUGAAGAGGAAGAGGAGAUGGUCGAUGAAGAGGAAGAGAAAGAGGAAGAGGAAGAGAUGGACUUAGAAGAAGAUAAUGUAGAAGAAAAUGAGAAUGAUAGUGAUAAUGAAUAUUAUAGUGAUGAUUAA
Humulus lupulus (European hop) is the source of this 3426-nucleotide messenger RNA. RefSeq lists its product as uncharacterized. The record is from RefSeq and is a predicted model, not a curated record. NCBI's taxonomy places the organism in Eukaryota, Viridiplantae, Streptophyta, Magnoliopsida, Rosales, Cannabaceae. The coding region runs from base 1 to 3426 and encodes 1141 amino acids. The transcript has 2 exons.